Messenger RNA from Drosophila hydei, 3122 nucleotides. RefSeq names its product chondroitin sulfate glucuronyltransferase (gene Chpf). The coding region runs from base 563 to 3037 and encodes 824 amino acids. Gene Ontology annotation, cellular component: Golgi cisterna membrane. The record is from RefSeq and is a predicted model, not a curated record. The transcript has 6 exons. Gene Ontology annotation, molecular function: glucuronosyl-N-acetylgalactosaminyl-proteoglycan 4-beta-N-acetylgalactosaminyltransferase activity. NCBI's taxonomy places the organism in Eukaryota, Metazoa, Arthropoda, Insecta, Diptera, Drosophilidae.
ACGACUGGAGAUAGAAAGAUCCCAUUUUUUUACAUUACGCGGUGUGCGGCGGCCAGGCGGCGCUUGUUUGCGCUUGUUCAACUUCUUUUUUUUUUCAAAAGCAUUUCGUACCAAUAACGUCUCGAUACGAAUCAAUGUGUGUAGUGCCUGGUGUUAAGUGUGUAUAUAUGUAAUGAUGGCUUGUAUACCUGUGAAUUUGGUUUAAAAGUGCGCCAACCAACGGCUAUAGUAACAACAGCGACAGCAACGAAACACAAGUGCGUCCAACUAUAACAACGACAACAACACACAACUAAUGCCAAAAUUAGCCGGCAUAGUCAGCGCACUUGUUUGAGUUCUGUGCUUAUCGCUUCCGCCAAAAACAAAAAAAACGAACGCAAAAGAAAGCAAACCAAAUCAAUCGAAACGAAACAAGAGCAGGAGAAGCAAUUGUGCGUAUAACAACAACACCAACAACAGCACGAUGAACACAUGACAACAGUGCCAUUGUGGAUCAGCAUCCUAUAUGUACAUAUGCAUGUAUGUAUGUAUGUGUGAAUUCAAUUUGCGAUACGCCUGAAAGAUGCGUAGACCGUCCGCGUUGAGUCGCAAUCAUUAUUUUGUGAUCGGGCUGCUGUUGGGCCUGGUGCUCAGCUGUUAUAUACCGCAGGACAUUUGGGAGCUGGUGCAGCAAGAGGAAUGUCCGCAGGAGGUUGCCGAAAAUUUGCUCAUCGAACGCUUUGGCCAGGACUUUGAGCCACAUUUAAACUUGAUCAAUAAGCCGCUGGAGGCCAAAAAGCCGGUAAAAAAUGUGUUGCGGCCUCGUUACUACUCCUCGGAGCUGGGCAUACGUGAGAAGAUCUUUAUUGGUGUGAUGACAUCGCAGGAGAAUGUCAACAGCUAUGCCACGGCAUUCAAUCGCACCACCGCCCACCUGGUGAACAAGAUCAAGUUCUUCAUCAAUGCGGACAGCGAGAAGACGAACUAUCAGUUGAAGAACAUUGUCGGGUUUACGGACACGCGGGAGAGUCGUCGUCCGUUCUACGUGAUCAAGUAUAUAGCGGACAAUUAUUUGGAUGACUACGAUUACUUUCUGCUGGUGCCGGACAAUGCCUAUGUGGAUGCACGGAAGCUGAAUGCGCUGCUUUAUCAUAUGAGCAUCACCUUUGAUCUGUAUAUGGGCGGGACACGCGUUGCCCAGGGCGAGGCUGGCGAGGGGAAGGAGGGGAAGGCUGCAUCUGUCGGCCGCGAUGAAUCGAUGAAUGAUUCGGGUGCGGCGGGUGUGAGUGAUCGGAACUAUUGUGACCUGGAGGCGGGCAUCUUGCUGAGCAGCAGUGUCAUACGGAAGAUGCGCAACAAUUUGGAUCGUUGUGUUCGGAUUGGCAUUACGAAUGAUCAUAGCGUUAACAUUGGGCGCUGUGUGAAGUAUGCGAGUCGUGUAGCUGGCUGUCAGGAAAGUUUUCAGGGUAUGCGUCAGUACAGCUAUGCCCUGAAUACGAAGUCGCGCCAGCAUAAGGAUCUCAGCAUAUUGGCCAAGGAGGCAGCAUUCCUCAAUGCAACAACCGUUUAUCCCGUACAGUCACCGGAGGAUUUCUAUCGCCUGCACGCCUACUACUCAAAGCAUCAUCUGGAGUUGGUGCAGCAGCGCGGCUAUGCACUGGAACAGAAAUCGUAUCGCAUUGCCAAUGGCAGCAUCUCCAAUAAGAUACUCGAAAUCCGUUGGCCGCUGGGCGUGCCGCCGCCCAGUGCGCCGGAGACGCGUCACGACAUGCUCACGUGGCAGCUGCUGAACGAAACGCACUCCUUGCUGCCGAAUGCGAACUCCGAUCACGCCGUGGCGCCGCUCAGUCGCAUCGAAGCAUUGGACUUCGCCAAGGUCCUGGAGAUCGCAUUGCAAUAUGCCGCCCAGAAGUAUCCGAAGCUGCGCUACCAGAGCUUGCACAGCGCCUACCGCAAGUUCGAUGCGACGCGCGGCAUGGACUAUCAGCUGCAUCUGAAUCUGUACGAGAGCGGAAGCGACGUUGACAAGCGGCGGCUGUUGCUCAAAAGCUUCGAGGUGGUCAAGCCGCUGGGUCGCGUCGAGGUGGUGCCAUCGCCCUACGUGACGGAGAGUACACGUAUCGCGAUACUGGUGCCAUCAUUCGAGCACCAGGUGCCCGAUGCGCUCGACUUUGUGGCGCAGUACGAACGCGUCUGCAUGCGCAAUCAGGACAAUACAUUCCUGCUGCUGAUCUUCCUGUAUCGCCUCGACUCGCCCAGCAAGGGCGACGAAGAUCCCUUCAAGAGCUUAAAGAAAUUGGCCCUCGACUUGUCGUCGAAAUACAAGACAGAUGGCUCACGCAUCGCCUGGGUGUCCAUACGGCUGCCGGAGCAGCUGAGCAGUGAGCCACUGCAGCCGGAUGAUUGGCUACUGCACGCCUCCAUGUAUGGCCCGAGGCAGUUGCUCAGCCUGGCUGUCGCCGAUCUGGCGCUGCCCAAGCUGGGACUCGAAUCGCUGGUGCUGCUGGCCACGCCCAGCAUGCUCUUCCGUACGGAUUUCCUAAACCGUGUGCGCAUGAAUACCAUCCAAGGCUUUCAGGUGUACGCGCCGAUUGGCUUCCAGCUCUAUCCCUGCAGCUGGGCGCAUUUCUGCAAGGAGUGCGACACCUGUGACAUUAGCCAAAGCACCGGCUACUUCGAUCGCCAAAAUCAGGAUGUGAUUGCCUUCUACAGUCGCGACUACGUGCAGGCUCGUAAACUUUUGGAUCCGUUGGGACUGCCCAUAAUGCGCAGCGAUCUGGACAUUGAGCAGCUGCUGCUGGCCGCAUCCCAGCCGCGUGCCACGAAGAUUGAAAACAUUUUGGACAUGUUUGUCGCCGCACAGCAUACGGUGCACAUAUUGCGCGCCGUCGAGCCACAGCUGCGCUUCGGCCUCGAUGUGCGAAAUCAUUUGGCCAGGGGCGGCUCACUGCCGCCCACGCUGCCCCCGCAGGGCAGCAGCUGCAUACACUUGGCAUCGCGCAAGCAAAUCGGCGAUGCCAUCAUCCGCUACGAGGAUAAAAGUAUUCUGCAAAAGUAGCUGCUGUCCCAGCGACUGGCCAAUGCUAACUUUUAUAUAUAUAUAUUAUAGUAAUAUCAUCAGUUCCUUGCUAAACAUAUAUAUU